CGUCUCCUCCCAUCGUCUCCCAUUCUCAGUCCAUGAUUUCCCUACGUCCACCACAUAGACCAUACUAGUUUCUUAUACCCGUAUUUGUUUUAUACAAUCUGCUCUUUACGGUUUCUCCUCGGUUUACUAUAAAGCUAUACUACAUCCUCCAAUAUGACGCGUUUGGACGUGGAAAAGACCAUCGAAGAGCUCACGCUGGGCGAAAAAGUAGCUCUCACAGCGGGCGUGGAUUUCUGGCACACAGCUGCCAUCCCCCGGCUAAACAUCCCCGCCUUGCGCAUGUCGGAUGGCCCCAACGGCGUGCGUGGAACCCGCUUCUUCAAUGGAAUCCCCGCGGCCUGCUUUCCCUGUGCCACCGCUCUCGGAGCAACGUGGGACGCCCAAUUGCUACACGAGGUUGGUCAGCUCAUGGGCGAGGAGUCCAUUGCCAAAGGCUCGCAUAUCGUCCUGGGUCCCACCAUCAACACCCAACGCUCCCCACUCGGCGGUCGAGGCUUCGAGUCCUUCGCCGAGGAUGGCGUGCUUUCGGGUAACUUGGCUGGAAACUUUUGCAAAGGCCUCCAGGAGAAGGGCGUUGCUGCCACCCUCAAGCACUUUGUGUGUAACGACCAAGAACAUGAGCGCAUGGCCGUAGACAGCAUCGUCACCCCGCGCGCUUUGCGCGAGAUCUACCUGUUGCCAUUCCAGUUGGCAAUGCGCAUCUGUCCCACUGCCUGCGUCAUGACGGCCUACAACAAAGUCAAUGGGACUCAUGUCAGUGAAAAUAAAGGUAUCAUAACUGAUAUCCUCCGCAAGGAGUGGAAAUGGGAUGGUCUAGUCAUGAGCGAUUGGUUCGGAACCUACAGCACCUCCGAUGCCAUUGAGGCAGGCCUGGAUCUAGAAAUGCCCGGCAAAACACGCUGGCGUGGAACUGCCCUGGCACACGCCGUCUCUUCCAACAAGGUCCCCGAGUUCGUCCUGGACGAACGCGUCCGCAACAUUCUCAACCUCAUCAACUGGGUCGAGCCACUCGGCAUCCCCGAGAAUGCCGUUGAAAAAGCCCUCAACCGGCCCCAAGACCAGGCUCUGCUCCGCCGUGCUGCCGCCGAGUCCGUCGUCCUGAUGAAGCACGAAGACAGCCUCCUCCCCCUCAGCAAAGACAAAUCCAUCCUCGUCAUCGGCCCCAAUGCCAAAAUCGCCGCCUACUGCGGCGGUGGCUCUGCCUCCCUAGACCCCUACUACACUGUCUCACCCUACGAAGGCGUCGAGGCCAAAAGCAACGCCUCCAUCGACUUCUCUCAAGGCGUCUACUCCCACAAAGAUCUCCCUCUCCUCGGCCCCCUGCUCAAAACCGCCGAUAACAAACCGGGCUUCAGCUUCCGCGUCUACAAUGAACCCCCCUCGCACUCCUCUCGCACUCUCGUCGACGAACUCCACCUCCUCCGCUCCACGGGCUUCCUUAUGGACUACAUCAACCCCAAAAUCAACUCCCUCACCUACUACAUCGACAUGGAAGGCUACUUCACCCCCACCGAAUCCGGCAUCUACGACUUUGGCGUCACCGUCGUCGGCACCGGCCGGCUCCUAAUCGACGACGAACUCAUAGUCGACAACACCAAGAACCAACGUCAAGGCUCCGCCUUCUUCGGCACCGCCACCGUCGAAGAACGCGGCUCCAAACACCUCAACGCCAACCAAACCUACAAAGUGGUCUUCGAAUUCGGCACCGCCCCAACCUCCGACCUCGACACCCGCGGCAUCGUCGUCUUCGGCCCCGGCGGCUUCCGCUUCGGCGCCGCCCGCCAAACCACCCAAGAAGACCUCAUCUCCACCGCCGUCGCCCAAGCCCGCACCGCAGACCAAGUCGUCAUCUUCGCCGGCCUCACCAGCGAAUGGGAAACCGAAGGCCACGACCGCGAAACCAUGGACCUGCCCCCAGGCACCGACGAAAUGAUCUCCCGUGUCCUCGACGCCAACCCUAACACCGUCGUCGUCCUCCAAUCCGGCACCCCAGUCACCAUGCCCUGGGUCCACAAGUCCAAAGCUCUCCUCCACGCCUGGUUUGGCGGCAACGAAUGUGGAAACGGCAUCGCAGACAUCCUCUACGGAGACGUCAACCCCUCCGCCAAACUCCCCGUCAGCUUCCCCGUCCGCCUCCAAGACAACCCAAGCUACCUGAACUUCCGCUCCGAACGGGGACGCGUCCUCUACGGCGAAGACGUCUACGUCGGAUACCGCUACUACGAAAAAGUCAACCUCCCUCCUCUCUUCCCCUUUGGCCACGGCCUAUCCUACACCACCUUCUCCCGCUCAAACCUAACCCUCACCACUUCCCCGGAACAACCUACCCUCUCCGACGGCGAACCCAUCACCGCAUCAGUCACUGUGAAAAACACCGGCUCCAUCCCCGGCGCCGAAAUCGUUCAGCUCUGGGUCCUUCCCCCACCCGUAACGGGCGUGAACCGGCCCGUUCGAGAACUCAAGGGCUUCACUAAAGUCUUCCUCAACCCCGGGGAAGAGAAAACGGUCCAGGUAGUAGUGGAGAAGAAGCUAGCCACGAGUUGGUGGGACGAGCAGCGCGAGGAAUGGAUUUCGGAGAAAGGCGAGUAUAGCGUUUUGGUCACGGGGACUGGGGAGGGAGAACUCCGUGAUCAAUUCACGGUGGAGAAGACGAGGUAUUGGGUUGGGUUGUAGAUUUAUCCUUCUUCUCUUUUUCUAGAGGAUGGAUUACGCUAAACGGGGUGGAAGUGGAGAUUACUAGAUAGCUCGUAAAUUCAUGGCGAUAUGAACAAAUAAUGAUUCC
This is a messenger RNA of Aspergillus sclerotioniger CBS 115572, 2782 nucleotides long. RefSeq names its product beta-glucosidase H. Gene Ontology annotation, molecular function: beta-glucosidase activity. Gene Ontology annotation, biological process: glucan catabolic process. The coding region runs from base 154 to 2673 and encodes 839 amino acids. Lineage: Eukaryota; Fungi; Ascomycota; Eurotiomycetes; Eurotiales; Aspergillaceae. The record is from RefSeq and is a predicted model, not a curated record. The transcript is spliced from 3 exons.